AACCCAUCUUCUAAAAUCCAUAUCUCUUAGCUCCACUUUGAUCAUGACCACUGUCCUUGAAUCAAUUCCACUUCCUUCUCUCCCUUCUUCUACUCUACCAUCCUCGUUAAGGCGUCGUGCGACGCCGUUUUCUUCGCCGGAACUUCCCAUUCCGUCUGGUCGGCGCACUUCAGUUGCCAAUUCAAGCCGUGGCCCUUCAAUUUCUUGCAAAAUACAAACGAUUAAAGCUUUUGAAGUUUCAAGGAGGAAUGCUGUGGCAUUGAUCUUUUCAAGUUACAUCUUCUCAAAAGCUGAUCUGCACAACGUUGCAUUUGCUCAACAAUCUGUUGUGUUCCGGGAGUAUAUUGACACUUUUGAUGGAUAUUCAUUCCAGUACCCUCAAAACUGGAUUCAAGUCCGGGGUGCUGGAGCAGACAUAUUCUUCAGAGACCCUUUUGUUCUUGAUGAAAAUCUUUCGGUAGAGAUAUCCUCUCCUUCAUCCUCGAGGUACAAGAGCAUAGAAGAUUUGGGUCCGCCCCAGGAAGCUGGAGAGAAAGUACUUAGGCAGUGUUUGACAGAGUUUAUGUCUACAAGACUUGGUGUCAAGCGUGAAUCUAAAAUCCUUUCUACAUCUUCAAGAGUAGGUGAUGAUGGCAGGAUGUAUUAUCAAGUUGAGGUAGGGUCGGUGUGAUGUUGAAAGUGUCAACUGCAUUGCAUGCAUUAUAGAAUUUAUAGACGGUCAGAACUAGCAUAUGACUGAUUGGCUGUGCUUACUUAAGUCAUACAUCUAAAAUAUAGGUUCACUUCCGCUUAGUGGGUAAUAAUACUUGGAGAAGUUUGUUUUAGGUAGUUUCUGAUCAGUUCUGGAGAGGAAUUACCGAGGAUCAUGUAAUUUAUGCAGUGCAUAAUAAUAAUAUGAGAUGAUUCAGAUGUGUAGUUAGCCUACUGAACAAGUUUCUGCAAUAUAUUUCUGAUCAUUUCUUGUAGUUUUCAGAGACUUACUCAUUUCAAUCUCUAUUCCUUUAACUGCAUUACUGAAUAAAAUCCCUUGAUGCAGUUAUAUUCUGCUGAUUUGUAUUCCAUUGUUUUGUUAGGUAAACAUAAAGUCAUAUGCAACCAACAAUGAAUUGGCUGUUAUGCCCCAAGACAGAGUAGUCCGUCUCGAAUGGGAUCGGCGUUACCUUUCAGUUCUUGGAGUAGAAAACAACCAGCUAUAUGAACUAAGACUACAGACACCUGAAAAGGUAUUUGUCGAAGAGGAAAGUGAUCUUCGGCGAGUUAUGGAUUCGUUUAGAGUAAACAAGGUGGCGAGUUCAUCAUAAUGUUCUUUCCAUUCAUUUUUGUCAAAGUUCUACCAUGACUCUGUCGUUCAUCGUUUGACAAUUUUGUUGUUGUAGCUCCAUUCAAUACAAGUUAAAAGAUUGAUUGUUUUGUAUUAUCAUUUGUCCUCUUAAUGUUUCAUUGCCUAACUUACAUUGC
Messenger RNA from Ilex paraguariensis (yerba mate), 1458 nucleotides. Lineage: Eukaryota; Viridiplantae; Streptophyta; Magnoliopsida; Aquifoliales; Aquifoliaceae. The record is from the annotation of a GenBank genome assembly.